Messenger RNA from Penicillium egyptiacum, 597 nucleotides. The record is from the annotation of a GenBank genome assembly. NCBI's taxonomy places the organism in Eukaryota, Fungi, Ascomycota, Eurotiomycetes, Eurotiales, Aspergillaceae.
AUGACUCGCCCAACCUUCGUAGUCGAACAUCUGGAUCCCGAGCUUGGCCCGUGGUCCACACUCGAAUAUGCCUGCAUUGCGCGCGAAUCCCACGACCGCGGGGCAAGAUUCCUGCUCAGCUCUGUGCCCGCCGAGCUGCAGAUGCCCGCAGAUCUGGCCGCCACCAAGGGCCUCGAGGUCGAGCAGCGUAGUGUCGAGGAGAUCUUUGCCGACCGCAAGGAUAAGGUCUGCUUGUUGGACCCCUCCGCUGAGACCGAGUUGAGUCCCGAGGAUGGUGAUACCUUUGAGGUCUUCUUGUUCGGUGGUAUCCUCGAUCGCACCUCGGAAUUGAGGAAGAAGGGGUAUAUCGGCCGCCGAUUGGGGCCUAAGCAGAUGACUACGGAUACUGCUGUGCGAGUUACUCGUUUGGUCGUCCACGAGAAGACACCCCUCGAGGACAUUCAAUAUGUCGACUACCCCGAAUUGCUCAUCAAUGAGCAUGAGCGCACCGAGAUGCCUUUCCGCUAUGUCAAGGAUGCCAAUGAGCAGCCUAUCAUGCCCGAUGGGAUGGUGGAUCUUAUUAAGAAGGAUGCCGACAAGUCUAUUGAUUUCUUCUAA